This is a messenger RNA of Schistosoma guineensis, 909 nucleotides long. NCBI's taxonomy places the organism in Eukaryota, Metazoa, Platyhelminthes, Trematoda, Strigeidida, Schistosomatidae. The record is from the annotation of a GenBank genome assembly.
AUGGACGAUACGACUGAAGCGCUACCUUCCUUAUUCGUUGGCGUUGACCUUCAUUCACAUAUGGAUGACACAUGCAGUAUUGUUAUUGAGGAUUUGGCAAAUACACAUAACGUAAAACCGGAAUCAGUGGAAACAUGGUUAGCACCAUUUGGUGUUGUUAAAUCUAUAUCUGUUUACCGACGUGUGAUCUUCGUGGAGUUCGAAAGUCCUUCAGCGGCGGAAAAUGUCAUAACUAGUGAAAAUGGAAAGAUGUUUCAGAAUAGUUAUGUGUCCAUACGAAGUCCGCAACCAUGGGACUUGAUGGUUGCUGGAGAUCUUGUUACUAAAUACGAGGUGCCAACUUCAUCUGAAGCCAAUAAAGAAGCUGAAGUGGAAGUAAAAGACGAAAAUGCAUCUAAUGGCAAUGUUCAUACGGAGGUUGAGGAGGUAAAAAAAUUAAUCACACAUAUAAAAUAUUUGGAUAAAGAUGAACUCUGGACGUUGUAUAAUGCAUUACAAGAUAUGCGAAAUGAAAGGGGAGCGAAGACUAAAGUUAAAACUCUUCCUUCUGGUCGACCUUGGCUUGAUUCAAUAGGCAAAACUCUAUUCACUGAAAGAACUGAAACAUUGCACAAAUUAGAAUUAGAAGAUAGUAAAAUAAAUCGUCGUCGUUUUAUUCAAUGUGACAAACUAUACACUGAAGCCAGUAACAAAUGUGAAAAAGCAUGGUUCAAUAUAAUUGACCAAGAAAUUAAUACGUGUAAUACUCCUAUACUUCCGGAGGAUAUGAACAACAUAUCGUUCCCACCAGUAGUAGCAGCCCCUCAACCUCAGAUAAAUGGGCCUGUAUAUGAUUCCACAGGAUUUCUGAUGCCAUAUCCCAAUCAUUUUGCUUCAGAUACUUGCUAUAACGAAUAUUCUGCUGUAUAA